Messenger RNA from Drosophila kikkawai, 2806 nucleotides. RefSeq names its product Argonaute 3 (gene AGO3). NCBI's taxonomy places the organism in Eukaryota, Metazoa, Arthropoda, Insecta, Diptera, Drosophilidae. Gene Ontology annotation, cellular component: P granule. Gene Ontology annotation, biological process: regulatory ncRNA-mediated gene silencing. The record is from RefSeq and is a predicted model, not a curated record. Gene Ontology annotation, molecular function: protein binding; RNA endonuclease activity; piRNA binding.
UUUGAUAUUUAUCGGUAACAUACAAUGCUAUUGUUGUAAAUGGGAUUCUUGCUAACAUUAUUUAAACAGCAGUUAUGCUAUCGUAAUCGAAUUUCUUUAACACAUUUGAUCAAAACUACGAUACGAAGAAACAGGAUAUACCUUUGAAUAUGUCGGGCAGAGGAAAUCUGUUGAGUUUAUUUAACAAAAAGACUUACACUUCCGAAAUUCCAUCUUCAAGUGAUGAUCGUGAAAUAGAUAGCGGUUUGGAUGGAGACCAUACCGGUUCAAGUGGAGAAUCUCUUCGAUUCGAAAAGAAAAUUGGAUGUGAUAUCUUAAAUUCUCUGGAACAAGUUAACAUUUCCGUGGGUCGAGGACGGGCCCAACUAAUACAGACUUUACAAAAUGAAAACGCGUCAUUGAAAGAAGUUAUUCCAAAUAAACAUAACUAUGGUAAAGAUACCCGUAUUGGAGAAUCAAAAGCUCCUCAUUUGGAAAGAGAGGUUUUAAGCAACGAACUUUUUUACCCCGACGCAGUACAUGGAUCAAAGGGUUCCACAAUUAAUUUAUCUUGCAAUUACUUAGAGAUAACUACAGAUAAAACUAAAGGAGUUUUCCAAUAUGAAGUGCGCUUUUUCCCCAACGUAGAUUCGCUUCACUUAAGAAUGAAAUAUUUAAACGAACAUAAAGAAAAACUUGGAGGAUGCAAAACAUUUGAUGGCACGACAUUAUAUUUGCCUAUUUUAUUGGAAAAUCAAAUGACAGUUUACGUUUCAAAAACUGAAUGUGAGGAUGUAGAGAUCAGAAUUUUAUUUAAAAAAAAAGAAGACUUGAAGAAUUGCGUACACUUAUAUAAUAUAUUGUUUGACCGAGUUAUGAAGACAUUAAAUUAUGUAAGGUUUAACCGGAAACAGUUUGACCCUUCACGUCCAAAAAUUAUUCCUCUAGCAAAACUGGAGGUUUGGCCAGGUUACGUUACAGCUGUUGAUGAAUACGAAGGCGGUCUAAUGCUCUGCUGUGACGUUUCUCAUCGAAUCCUUUGUCAAAAAACUGUUUUGGAUAUGCUUGUAGAUAUAUACCAGCAAAACGUAGACCACUUCCAAGAAUGUGCUAGAAAGACCUUAAUUGGGAAUAUAGUUUUAACAAGGUACAACAAUCGUACUUAUAAGAUAAAUGAGAUUUGUUUUGACCAAACUCCGAUGGCCAGUUUUCAAACUAAAUCUGGAGAAACAAGUUAUUUAGAUUAUUAUAAAAAAUAUCACAAUAUUACCAUUAAGGACGUUAAGCAACCACUGCUUCUAAGCAUCAAAAAGUCAAGGGUAAACACUAACGACAAUGAAAAUAUACAAUUCGGUUUAAUUCCUGAACUUUGUUAUCUUACUGGACUUCGUGAUGACAUGCGGUCAGACAAUAAACUUAUGCGUGAAAUUGCUACAUUUACAAGAGUUUCGCCAAAUCAACGUCAAAUGGCCCUCGAUAAAUUCCACGACAAUGUAUCUAAAACCCCUGCAGCAAAAGAAAUCCUCAACGGUUGGGGUCUUUCACUUACUAAAAAUUACAACAGUCUAAAAGGACGACAAUUGGACCCAGAGCUAAUAUAUUUUUCCAAACAGACGGUGCCUGCAGGAAAAAACGCAGAGUUCUCAAAAUAUGUUGUGAAUAAUGAAAUGCUACAAGUUGUUCACAUAAAUAAAUGGAUAUUAAUACAUUUGAAAAAUGAUCUAAGGGCUGCAAAUAACUUACUUGAUAAUAUAAAGCAAUGCUCCAAGUCACUCGGGAUAAACGUUUCUAAACCAACAAUGAUUUCAUUAGACCAUGAUCGAAUCGAUGCUUAUAUUCAAGCACUACGCCGAAAUAUAGAUUUGAAUUCACAAAUAGUCGUCUGUAUUUGCCAUAAUAGUAGAGAUGAUAGAUACUCUGCAAUAAAAAAAAUUUGUUGCUCGGAAUUACCCAUACCAUCACAGGUUAUAAACGCAAAAACAUUAUUGAACGAAACAAAAAAUCGUUCAAUUGUUCAAAAAAUUAUUUUACAAAUGAAUUGUAAAAUAGGAGGAUCCCUAUGGACGGUUAAAAUUCCCUUUAAAAAUGUAAUGAUUUGCGGAAUUGACUCUUAUCAUGACCCAUCUAAUCAGGGGAGUUCUGUUGCCGCUUUUGUGGCGUCUAUGAAUUCAACGUACUCACAAUGGUACAGCAGAGCUAUUGUACAAACCAGAGGGGAAGAAAUUGUUAAUGGGUUAUCUGCCUCUUUUGAAGACGCUCUUAAAUUAUACGAAAAACGAAAUGGCUAUCUACCAGAGAGUGUUGUUAUUUACAGGGAUGGAAUCGGAGAUGGUCAGUUAAAUAUCUGUUCUAAAUACGAAAUUCCUCAAUUUGAAAGUGUUUGCAGAGAUCGAAUAAAAAUUUCUUUUAUAGUAGUACAAAAGAGAAUCAAUACAAGGCUUUUUUCGAAAAACGACAAUAAUUUUGACAAUCCGUUACCAGGAACGAUAGUUGAUAAUCAUAUAACCAGAGCUAAAAUGUAUGAUUUUUUUUUGGUUUCGCAAUUGGUUCGACAAGGUACUGUCAGCCCUACUCAUUUUGUUGUUUUACGAGAUGACGCGAAUUAUGGACCAGAUAUCAUUCAAAAAUUAAGCUAUAAACUAUGUUUCUUAUAUUAUAAUUGGCCCGGCACUGUUCGAAUACCGGCUUGUUGUAUGUACGCUCACAAAUUGGCUUAUUUGGUGGGACAAAGUAUUCAACGUGAAAUAGCUGACACGCUUUCGGAUAAACUUUUCUACCUAUAACCUUGUACAAAAAUUCUGUUAAUAAACUGAAAUAGACAAAAAAA